AUGUCUGUGACAACAACCGAUUUGUCCGAAUCAGUCGCCGUCGAAAAACUGGUUACCGAAUCACUGGAAGCACUAAAACAUUCGUACUGUCCGUACAGUCGGUUUCCAGUUGGGGCCGCCGUCCAGACUAUUGACGGACACAUUUAUAGAGGUUGUAAUGUUCAAAAUGCUGGCAACGCUGGCAGUAUAUGCGCCGAAAGGACAGCCAUCGUCAAGGCUGUAGCCGAUGGUCACAAACAGUUUGCGGCAAUUGCCAUAUCGUCGGCAAUGUCACCGAAACAGCUGAUAGUACCGUGCGGUCUAUGUUUGCAAUUCAUGCGUGAAUUUUCAAAAGAUUUGCCGAUGUAUUUGGUCAGAUCCGACGGCAGCUACGAGAGGACAUCGCUUGACGUAUAUCUACCGAAAUCGUUUGGACCGCGCGAUCUGCGCGACGGUAUUGAUAAUGGCGUCAAAAUUGUCGGAAAAAAAUAA
Oppia nitens is the source of this 471-nucleotide messenger RNA. Its product is annotated as cytidine deaminase-like. The coding region runs from base 1 to 471 and encodes 156 amino acids. Gene Ontology annotation, cellular component: cytosol. The transcript has 3 exons. The record is from RefSeq and is a predicted model, not a curated record. NCBI's taxonomy places the organism in Eukaryota, Metazoa, Arthropoda, Arachnida, Sarcoptiformes, Oppiidae. Gene Ontology annotation, molecular function: cytidine deaminase activity; zinc ion binding.